This is a messenger RNA of Lucilia sericata (common green bottle fly), 1836 nucleotides long. It is a transcript of the gene Cwc25, whose product is annotated as pre-mRNA-splicing factor CWC25 homolog. Gene Ontology annotation, cellular component: U2-type spliceosomal complex. The transcript has 3 exons. NCBI's taxonomy places the organism in Eukaryota, Metazoa, Arthropoda, Insecta, Diptera, Calliphoridae. The coding region runs from base 68 to 1759 and encodes 563 amino acids. Gene Ontology annotation, biological process: mRNA splicing, via spliceosome. The record is from RefSeq and is a predicted model, not a curated record.
AUAUUAUCGCAUUGUGGCGGACGCGUUUAUAAAUUUUAUAAAAAAAUAUAAAUAAAAUAAAUUUAAAAUGGGAGGAGGAGAUUUGAAUUUAAAGAAAUCAUGGCAUCCACAUACGAUGAAAAACCAAGAAAGGGUAUGGAAAGCGGAACAAGCCAAAACGCAGGAAGAAAAGAAACUUAACGAUUUACGUAGAGAAAUUGAAGAGGAAAAAAAUCGUGAAGAACUAAAACGUAUCGGUAGAGAGAGUGGUGUUCUGGGAGGCAGCCAUGAAGGUGAUAAAAAACUGGACUGGAUGUAUAAAAGCUCCACAGAGUUAAUAAAUCGUGAGGAGUACUUAUUGGGACGCAAAAUUGACAAGUCCUUCGAAAUUUUGCAGGCGGAGGAAAAGGAAAAAGAGCAACAAAAUCUUGUAGGAGUUAAGCAGCCAUUGAACCAUGUAGAACACGAAUGUGUACCAUUUUCUAUACGAGCCUAUAAAAAUCUACAAAAUUCUGAACAAGUAGAUCUACAACGUAAAGUAAUGGAAGAUCCUUUGAUGUUGAUUAAGCAACGAGAAAUGGAAUCACGUAGAAAAAUUCUCGAAAAUCCCGUCAAGUUGAAGGAAUUACAUCGUAUUUUGAAAACAGAUGAAAAACUCAAGAAGGUAUCGAAAAAAUCAAAAAAAUCCAAAAAGAGUAAAAAAUCCAAAAAGAAGCAUAAGAAAAGAAGCAAGUCUUCAUCAUCAUCUUCUAAUAGUAGUUCUGAUAGUGACUCUGACUCAGAUUUGGAUAGUAAAUUGGCUAAGAAACUCAAAGGUGGUCUGUUGGAUAAAGACGAGGCAUCCAGUAUGGGCUUAAAUAUAAAUAAAUUAUUAGAUUCAAAAUUUGAAAAGAUAUCACAAGAACUGGAUAAAGCGGCCGGAAAGGGUAAAAAACGUUCGAAGAAAAAUAAACCCCGAAGUGAUGAGUCAGAUACAAACGACGAUUCAGACGAAGAACAAAAUCAUACUAAAAAACGUUCUAGAUCCGUAUCUAAAAACAGAAAAGUUUCUCACAAUGAUAAAAGAUAUAAUAAAUAUGAAAAUAGAGGGAGAUCUAGAUCUCCAGCUAACAGAAAUUAUUCGCAAAGAAGGCAAGAUCGUAGAUCCAGAUCUACUUCAAGAUCACGAGAUAAAAAUAAUUACAAUGCAGUUAAAAAGUCUAACUAUUCACAUGAUCGUAAAAGAUCAAGAUCUCUUUCUAGGGACAGAGUACACGAAACAAGCAUAAGAUCUGCUAAUCGCUCACGAUCUCGUUCUAGAAAUCGCAAAGUAAGAAAUCGCAGAGAAUCAAGAUCACUAUCCAGAUCGAGAGAAUAUCGAAAUUCAAAUAAACGUAACACCAGAUCACGUUCAGUGUCUAAUGUACGUUUGCCAAAUAAACGUAAUUCAAGAUCACCUUCAACAUCUAAUAAACGUCCGCAAAUACAAGAAACUAGCCGAUCCACUGCUCAACGUUCUGGUAGACUGACGGAGGAAGAAAAGCAAGCUAAAUUACGAGAAAUGAUGUCAAAUGCAGCAUGGCGUGAAGAGGAGCGUACAGAGGUGGUACGCAAACAUCGGGAAGAAUAUGCUCGCGAGGAGGAACGCCACACAACAAGAGAAUUCGAUAAAGAUUUUCUCAAUAAGGAAGUUAAAAAGGCCAUGGCCAACCAAACUUCAGUGGGUUCACGUCUACGCGCAAAUUUAAAUAAUAUUCAAAGAACUUCAGCAGCAAUGAAUUCAAAUUUUGCCAGAAAAUAAACAUAUUAUAUUUCUAAUUAGGAACACAUAGAUAAAAAACACAAAUAUUUUAAUUUAACAUUUAUUGAACAACUAAA